Penicillium atrosanguineum is the source of this 978-nucleotide messenger RNA. RefSeq names its product carbon-nitrogen hydrolase family protein. The transcript has 3 exons. Lineage: Eukaryota; Fungi; Ascomycota; Eurotiomycetes; Eurotiales; Aspergillaceae. The record is from RefSeq and is a predicted model, not a curated record. Gene Ontology annotation, molecular function: hydrolase activity, acting on carbon-nitrogen (but not peptide) bonds, in linear amides. The coding region runs from base 1 to 978 and encodes 325 amino acids.
AUGUCUACCAUUAAAGUUGCUAUCAUCCAGCUACAUCCCCAACCUCACCAAACAGAGUCCAACCAAGCCCGCGGGAUUGCCUUCAUUCGAGAAGCAGCUCGCACCGGUGCGAACCUUGCAGUACUCCCCGAGUACCAUAUGGGCGACUUCUUCCCCGAAGAUCCCAAAUUUCGCGACCAAUGCGCCAACUGGAAACAGUACUUGGAUGUAUACUGUGACCUGGCAAAAGAAUGCAACAUCUGCAUUGUACCUGGCUCCGCAGCAGAGCUGUACCGCGAUGAGAAUACGGGAGAGGAGACCAUCUUCAACGUGGUAUACUUCAUCGACAACACCGGCGCUAUCGCUGGCCGAUACGAAAAGAAGAAUCUAUGGCACCCGGAGCGGCCCCAUGUGAAGGGAUCACAACAAGAUCCGCACAUUGCCUUUGACACACCACUAGGGAAGGUCGGAAUGCUGAUCUGCUGGGAUGUGGCGUUCCCGGAAGCAUUCCGCGAGCUGAUAAGCCAAGGCGCGAAACUGAUCAUCGUGCCAUCCUUUUGGAAGCUCACUGACUGCGCUCCCCUGGGACUAGUGCACAAUCGUUAUGCAGAGAAAGUUUUUCUCGAUGCGGCGCUUAUCAGUCGGGCAUGCGAGAAUACCUGCGCGGUCGUCUUUUGUAACGCAGGUGGUCCGGCAGAAGAAGACUUUGCGGGGUUGUCGCAGGUCACGGUCCCUUUCUUGGGUUGUAUUGGGAGGGCGGAGACUUGUGAGGAGACAAUGAAAAUCAUUGACUUGGAUAUGAGGAUUUUGGAUGAUGCCGAGUCAGUCUAUAAGGUUCGGCAAGAUAUGGGGCGACAUGAUUGGCACUAUGCGUAUAGAAGCAGCUACAUCUCCCCAGAUCUUGCCGCCCAACUUAACGGCACCUAUGAAAGGCCAUACCUCUCUACACCAGCUGUCGACCUCAUUGACCCGGUCAAGGUGGAGCUUAUGGCCUCAUAA